GAGCCAACUGCCAUAUGCAAAACUUUAAACAAACUCAACUGAAAAACGCCAAAUUUCCGUCCAGAAGAAGGGUACUUUACCUUUAAAAGAAGACUGAAAACUAGGAGAGAUGAAAAAAAUUAGAUGAAAAAUUAGAAAAAAUAGAGAGGGUUAGGGAGAGAAUUGAUGAUCUGACGGCCGGACCUCCCCCUAGAACAACAUUGAGAAACGAUUGCCAGAGAAAAGCCGGAGCAUUUGGUUUAUGAGAGAGAAAUUAACAAGAUUAGUUAGAAUGGUGUAUGCUGUAUAAUACAUUAUUUUUGUGUAUGGUGUAUAUUAUAGUUUUAUACAGGGGACAAUUUCGUCUAUGUACAACUUUCAUUUUUCGUUUACUUUAGCGCUGAGACGGCGUGGGCCCUUGUCUACUCACCCUAACGAGCAACUGAAGGGUAAGAGAUUUGUCCUCCGACUCAGCACCAUCUCUCUCUCCCGUGUUUCCCAUCCUCUAUAAAUAACUCUCCUUUUGCCAUUCUGCAAACUCCCUGCCUCGAUUUCCGAUAUUACAUAAACAAACCACUUUCCUAACUCUCUUUACAAAACUCAGUCGUUUCAGCUCCUCUAUUCAUCUUCAUCUUUGCCAAUGGAUUCUAGCACCAAUUUCAGCUCUCCUUUUGACUGCCUCAUCUUCGAUUUAGAUGACACUCUGUAUUCUUCCAAGUUGGGAAUAGCUGAAGCUUUAAGGAAGAACAUUGACGACUUUCUUGUUGAGAAAUGUGGAUUUCCAGAGAACAAAGCUUCCAGACUCCGAGUUGAGCUCUUUAAAACUUAUGGCAGCUCUCUCGCUGGUUUGAGGGCGUUAGGCUAUGAUAUCGAUGCUGAUGAUUACCACAGUUUCGUGCACGGAAGAUUGCCUUACGAUUUGAUCAAGCCAGACAGUCAAUUACGCAACCUUUUGCGAAGCAUCACGCAAAGAAAAAUUAUUUUCACCAAUUCCGAUAGAAUGCACGCAAUUAAGGUCCUAAAAAGGUUAGGAUUAGAAGACUGCUUCGAUCAAAUCAUAUGCUUUGAGACAAUGAAUCCAAAUCUGUCCAAAUCGACGAGCCCUGAUGAGUUCCCUGUUCUUCUUAAACCUUCAAUGGAUGCCAUAAAGAUUGCUGUCCACGCUGCCGAUGUCGACCCUCGCCGCACGCUGUUCCUGGACGAUAACGCGCGCAAUGUGGCAGCAGGGAAAGCUGUGGGGCUUCGUACUGUUCUGGUUGGGAAAACGGUGAAGAGCAAAGAAGCAGAUUACGUGAUGGAGAAUGUAAACAAGCUGGCACAAGUAAUUCCAGAAAUUUGGGUGAUUGGAAAGAACAAUGGUGAUCAAAGCAUCAACCGCACCAGGAGUGAAUUAGAUUCCAUCCUGGAAACCACGCCCGUUGGAGCCUAAACCACGUCCCAAUCAAGACUUCUUCCUUCCAUCGCGUACAAUUGUAAAUGAACCCAGUUCCAAACUCCAUGUGGGUUCCAUCCAAUGUGCAGAUGUGUUUAUGUAAAUGGUAUGUUCAUAAAAUAAAAUUAGCAAUUUUCCAUCCGAAAAUUGUUCCUGUGAUCCUCAAGUAGUAAUUUUCACAUCAAUAAUGUUCAUCGUCUCCCUUUUUCUA
This is a messenger RNA of Hevea brasiliensis (rubber tree), 1622 nucleotides long. RefSeq lists its product as uncharacterized. The transcript has 7 exons. Lineage: Eukaryota; Viridiplantae; Streptophyta; Magnoliopsida; Malpighiales; Euphorbiaceae. The record is from RefSeq and is a predicted model, not a curated record. Bases 620 to 1408 code for a protein of 262 amino acids.